AUGGAUUCCGCUAAGGUCCCAGUCAAGCUCGUCAAGGUCACCCGCGUCCUCGGUCGCACCGGAUCCCGUGGUGGUGUCACUCAGGUCCGCGUCGAGUUCAUGGACGACACAACCCGAAGCAUUAUUCGCAACGUGAAGGGCCCAGUUCGUGAGGACGACAUUCUCUGCCUGCUCGAAUCUGAGCGUGAGGCCAGGAGACUGAGAUAG
Dissoconium aciculare CBS 342.82 is the source of this 207-nucleotide messenger RNA. RefSeq names its product ribosomal protein S28e. The transcript is spliced from 4 exons. Gene Ontology annotation, molecular function: structural constituent of ribosome. The coding region runs from base 1 to 207 and encodes 68 amino acids. NCBI's taxonomy places the organism in Eukaryota, Fungi, Ascomycota, Dothideomycetes, Mycosphaerellales, Dissoconiaceae. Gene Ontology annotation, cellular component: cytosolic small ribosomal subunit; ribosome. Gene Ontology annotation, biological process: maturation of SSU-rRNA; translation; ribosomal small subunit assembly. The record is from RefSeq and is a predicted model, not a curated record.